Nilaparvata lugens (brown planthopper) is the source of this 796-nucleotide messenger RNA. RefSeq lists its product as uncharacterized. The coding region runs from base 1 to 612 and encodes 203 amino acids. The transcript is spliced from 2 exons. The record is from RefSeq and is a predicted model, not a curated record. NCBI's taxonomy places the organism in Eukaryota, Metazoa, Arthropoda, Insecta, Hemiptera, Delphacidae.
AUGGCUGUGAAGUCAAUUUUGGAGGAUCUUGGGGGCCGUCUGCAGGUGGCUGAGAACAGGCUGGUCGAUCUUAAUGGCGAGAUGGACGCCCUUCGCGCCGAGCUUGCUCAACUCAAGGAGAGCUCAGACAUGCGACUGGACGGUUUGGCUCAAUAUUCCCGGCGAAAUAAUAUCCGCAUCACUGGUGUUCCUGAGGCGAGUGACGAGGAUGUGACAGCGACCACGGUGCAACUACUCAGCGACAAGCUGGGCGUUCCGAUCCAGCCGGCUGACAUCGACAGAUGCCACCGCGUCGGUCGCCUCGCUCAACCGCGUGACAACCAAGAGCCGAGACCUCGGCAGAUUCUCGUCAAGUUUAUCAGUUAUCAAAAGCGAAGUUCUAUAAUAUCGAAUAGGCGUCAGUUGAGUGGUACCGGUUUCUCAGUGCAAGAAGAUCUCACGCGUAAGCGUCACUUGUUUUUCCGGGAAAUGUGUGGAAGAGUGGGUUUCAAGAACGUCUGGAGUCGUGAUGGGCGUGUUUUUUGGAGAGACAACAACAGAGUCUUCUCUGAGUUCUCUAAUGGCCCUAAUAAUAAUGCGAAUUCGGAUCAGCUCGGUGAUAGUCAUAUGUAAGGUACCGUACGUAGUUUCAUUGCCUACCAAGCACUGAUAAUUAUUACUUGACAGGAAAAUUUCCUGAUCUCUGGAAAUGCUCCAUGGUGAAACCCAUUCCUAAAUCGACUAAUCCAAUCGCUCCUGCAGACUGCAGGCCCAUCCAUAUUCUGUGUUCCAUAUCUAAGGCACUGGAGAGAAUUGU